Cavia porcellus (domestic guinea pig) is the source of this 6483-nucleotide messenger RNA. RefSeq names its product minichromosome maintenance complex component 3 associated protein (gene Mcm3ap). The record is from RefSeq and is a predicted model, not a curated record. The transcript is spliced from 29 exons. Lineage: Eukaryota; Metazoa; Chordata; Mammalia; Rodentia; Caviidae. Gene Ontology annotation, biological process: mRNA export from nucleus. Gene Ontology annotation, molecular function: nucleic acid binding. The coding region runs from base 263 to 6208 and encodes 1981 amino acids. Gene Ontology annotation, cellular component: nucleus; cytoplasm; transcription export complex 2.
CCGGAAGUCAGUCCGCAGCGUUUUCUGCCCGCUGCGUUUGCUGCGCUGGGUGUUUUCUGCCCGCUGCGUACAACCAAGCGUCGCCCCCACUCCACCUCUCCGGUGCCGAGGGCCUACGCGGCAGGCGGCAGGGGCCGAAGGGCGGCGGCCACCGCUUGUUCUGAAGAUGAAGGGGAGCAGCUUCUUAGUGGAACAGGCUGUUUAGGGAAGAAGACUUAACUUUAUACACGUUAUUUAUUCCUUUCUAAUAAUCGAAUCAAAGAUGAACCCAGUAAACCCUUUCGGUGGGCAGCAGCCAAGUGCUUUUGCAGCAUCUUCUAGUAGUACCUCAGGAACAUUUCAGUCUAAGACACCAUUUCAAUUUGGUCAGCCUUCACUUUUUGGACAAAGCAGUACAUUGUCUGGAAAAAGUACAGGGUUUUCGCAAGUGCCCAGCUUUGGAGCACCUUCUGGAAUAAGUCAUUCUUCAGGGCAAUCGUUUGGACUCACCCAGACCUCAAGUUCUGGAAUCUUUUCUGGACUUGAACACGCUCCUGCCUUUGUAGCCACUUCUGGGUCUUCAAGUUCAUCUCUACCUGAAAACUCAGGAUUUAGUUUUAAAUCACCCACCAACCUUGGGGUUUUUUCAAGUACUUCUACAUUUGGAUCAGAAACUGGAACAGUAGUGAGCUCUGGUUUUGAGAAAACAGAAAUCAGCUUUAAACCUCUGGAAAAUGCAGUAUUCAGGCCAAUAUUGGGGACUGAGUCCGAGCCAGAGAAAACCCAAAGCCAGAUUACUUCUGGAUUUUUCACAUUUCCCCACCCAGUGAACAGUGGACCUGGAGGCCCAGCUCCCUUUUCUUUUUCCCAAGUGACAAGUAGUUCAGCUACCAAUUCAAGUUCUAUCUUUUCAAGAUCAGUUAAUAGUAAUAAUUCAUCUUCCCCCUUUACGCCUGCACUGUCAAACCAAAAUGUAGAGGAAGAAAAGAGAGGACUUAAAUCAGUAUUUGGGAGUUGUAACAGUAACUUCAAUAGUUUUCCUAUAUCUUCUGGGUCUUUGGGAGAACCCUUCUCAGUUAACAAAUCAGGUGUGCGACAAGGGUGUGAGGAGGCUGUUUCCCAGGUGGAACCGAUUUCCAGCCUCAUGAAGGGACUGAAAAGGAAAGAGGACCAAGAUCGCUCCCCAAGGAGACAUGGCCAUGAGGCAGCAGAUGACUCAGACCCCCUGUCCAGGGGUGAUCAUCCUCCAGAUAAACGCCCUGUCCGUCUGAAUCGACCCCGGGGAGGUACUUUGUUUGGUCGAACAAUACAGGAUGUCUUCAAAAGCAAUAAAGAAGUCAGUCGCCUGGGCAGUAAAGAAUCUAAAAAGGAAAGUAGCUUUGUUGAGUGUGGGGAAAGUGACCACAUGGGUAUUUCAGGAGGUAAUCAGUCUGUUCUUGUACCUUCCCGGCUUCCUGGUAUGAAUAAAGAGGAAGAAACUGAAAGCAGAGAUAAAAAAGAAGAUUCUGUAAGGGGAGCUCCUGUGCACCAGAAUAAAAAAAGUGAAAACAUGGACAGCCUUGGGCGCUUGUCUCCCACAGAAGUCACGGCGAUCCAAUGCAAGAACAUUCCAGACAACCUCAAUGACAGGGCUACCCUGGAGAACCACUUUGGCAAAAUUGCUAAAGUGCAGCGCAUCUUCACUAGACGCAGCAAAAAGCUUGCGGUGGUGCAUUUUUUUGAUCAUGCAUCUGCAGCCCUGGCUAGGAAGAAGGGGAAAAGUUUGCAUAAGGAUGUGUCUAUCUUUUGGCACAAGAAGAAAAUAAGUCCCAACAAGAAACCUUUUUCCUUAAAGGAGAAGAAACCUGGGGAUGGUGAAGGCAGCCAGAGCACAGAGGAUACGCCCUUUCAGCACUCUCCUCUUGGCAAGGCCACUGUGAGGGCUGCAGCAGGCAGCCUGCUGAGUAAAAGCUCUCCAGUGAAGAAGCCCAGUCUCCAGAAGGCCCACCAGUUUGAAGGAGAUGCGUUUGACCCUGGGUCUGAGUGCUCCGAGGGGCUUGGGCUGUGUGUGUCAUCCCUCAGUGCCCUGAUUGGCACUGUGGCUGAGACGUCUGAAGAGAAGUAUCGCCUGCUUGAUCAAAGAGACCGAAUCAUGAGGCAAGCUCGAGUGAAGAGGACUGACCUGGACAAAGCCAGGACUUUCGUUGGCACGUGCCCAGACAUGUGUCCUGAGAAGGAGCGGUACAUGCGGGAGACUCGGAGUCAGCUGAGUGUGUUUGAAGUGGUCCCGGGGACUGACCAGGUAGACCACGCACUGGCUGUGAAGGAGUAUAGCCGAUCCUCAGCGGACCAAGAGGAACCGCUACCCCAUGAGCUGCGGCCCUCAGCAGUGCUUAGCAGGACCAUGGACUACCUGGUCACCCAGAUCAUGGACCAGAAGGAAGGCAGCCUGCGGGACUGGUACGACUUCGUGUGGAACCGCACACGGGGCAUACGGAAGGACAUCACACAGCAGCACCUCUGCGACCCCUUGACAGUGUCCCUAAUUGAAAAGUGCACGCGGUUUCACAUCCACUGUGCCCACUUCAUGUGUGAGGAACCCAUGUCCUCCUUUGAUGCCAAGAUCAACAAUGAGAACAUGACCAAGUGUCUGCAGAGUCUGAAGGAGAUGUACCAGGACCUGAGGGGCAGGGGCGUCUUCUGUGCCAGUGAGGCUGAAUUCCAGGGCUACAACGUUCUGCUCAAUCUCAACAAGGGGGACAUCCUGAGAUGUUAUGUGUUUUGUCUCCUUAACAGGGAGGUGCAGCAGUUCCACCCUGAUGUUAGGAACUCCCCUGAGGUGCACUUUGCUGUUCAGGCCUUUGCUGCGUUGAACAGUAACAAUUUCGUGAGAUUUUUUAAACUGGUCCAGUCAGCCUCUUACCUAAGUGCGUGUCUGUUACACUGCUACUUCCAUCAGAUCCGCAAGGAUGCACUUCGGGCUCUCAGCAUCGCAUACACUGUGAGCACACAGCGCUCUACCGCCUUUCCCCUGGAUGGUGUGGUGCGCAUGCUGCUCUUCAGAGAUAGCGAGGAAGCUACCGACUUCCUCAACUGCCACGGCCUCACUGUUUCUGAGGGCUGUGUUGAGCUGAACCGGUCUGCAUUCCUGGAACCAGAGGGAUUAUCCAAAGCCAGGAAGUCGGUGUUCAUCACCAGGAAACUAACGGUGUCGGUUGGGGAAGCUGUGAAUGGAGGGCCGCUGCCCCCAGUCCCUCAUCACACUCCUGUGUGCAGCUUCAACACCCAGAACAAGUAUGUUGGGGAGAGCCUGACUGCAGAGCUGCCUGUUGGCCCCCCAAGGCCCAGUGUGGAUGCAGCGGGUGACAGAAAGGGAGAGGAAUAUGGAGCAGGGCCUGAUGUGCCUCUCACAGGUCUCCUCCCUGCACUGCCUGCACCUCUGCCUCACACCCCACUGCUGACCCUGCCUGUGGCACCCAGUCUCUUCCAGCCUUCCACGCAACCUGAGCUGCUGCCUCUGAAGCCUAUACCUGUGUACUCUGAUGCGGACCUGGCUCAAGUGGUGGAUGAGCUCAUUCAAGAGGCCCUCCAGAGGGACUGCGAGGAGGUGGGCACGGCUGGGGCAGCAUACGCAGCUGCAGCUCUAGGUGUUUCUGAUGCUGCUGUGGAGGACCUGUUAACAGCCACAACCACAGGCAUUUUGAGGCAUGUUGCAGCUGAAGAAGUGACCAAGGAAAGGGAACGAAAGGAGGAGGAGAAGCGGAGGGCUGAAGAGGAAAGGCUGAAACAAGAGAGAGACCUGGUAUUAACCCAGUUGAGCCAGGGCCUGGCUGAAGAGCUGACAGAACUCAUGGUGACGGAGUGUGUGUGGGAAACAUGCUCACAGGAGCUGAAGAAUGCACUGGAGAUAGACCAGAGGGUUCGUGUGACCCGCUGCUGUGAGGCUGUCUUUACUCAGCUGGUAGACUUGUUUCUUGCGGGGGAAAUUUUCCAGACUGCGAAGGAGACACUGCAGGAACUUCAGUGCUUCUGCAAAUAUCUACAGCGGUGGAGGGAAGCUGUUGCAGCCCGGAAGAAGCUAAGGCGCCAGAUGCGGGCCUUCCCUGCAGCACCCUGCUGUGUGGAUGUGAACAACCGGCUGGGUGCAUUGGCGCCCAGUGCAGAGUGUCCCAUUGCUGAGGAGAACCUGGAUAGGAGCCUCCUGGACCUGGGCCACGCAGGAAGAGUGGGCAUCUCCUGUACCAGGUUGAGGCGACUCAGAAACAAGACAGCUCACCAGAUGAAGGUUCAGCAUUUCCAUCAGCAGCUGCUGAGCAAUGCUGCAUGGGCCCCUCUGGACCUGCCUUCCCUUGUGACUGAGCACCUGCCCUCGCAGCAAGAGCAUGAGUUUUGGAAGUUGGUAUUGAUGUUGCCUGGUGGAGAGCAGCAGUCCCCAGGGAGUUCUGGCAGGAUUUUGGCAGAUUGGCUAAAGGUCAAGUUCAUGGGAGAGGAUGGCUCGGUUGGGGACGUGUACAGUAAUGCUGGUGAGAUUCAGACACUCACGGUUUUUAAUACACUCAGCAGCAAAGAGGAUAAGACCAUUUCUGUCAGCGUGUGUGUAAAGGUGGCCCACGGUACCCUCAGUGAUGCUGCCCUUGAUGCUGCGGCGACUCAGAAGGACCUCUUGGGAGCUAGUGGGCUCAUGUUGCUGCUUCCGCCCAGAGUGAAAAAUGAGGAUGUUGCAGAGGAGGACAUUUACUGGCUGUCGGCCUUGCUACAGCUCAAGCAGUUCUUGCAGGCCAAGCCUUUCCACCCGUCGCUUCCACUGGUGGUUCUUGUGCCCAGUUCUGACACCAUUGGGAAGGAAGUGGAGGAUGGUUUAAUGCUGCAGGACUUGGUUUCACUGAAGCUAAUUUCAGAUUACACUGUUAUUGAAAUCCCUGAUUCUAUUAAUGAUUUACAAGGCACAAAAAAGGUUUCAUGGGCAGUUCAGUGGCUUGUCUCUCGUUGCCCCUGUGCCCUUGACCUUUGCUGCCAGACCCUUAUUCAGUACAUCGAGGAUGGGGUUGGCCGUGAGUUUAGUGGCCGGUUUUUCCAUGACAGAAGAGAGAGGCGUCUAGGUGCCUUGGCUUCGCAGGAGCCCGGCACCAUCGUUGAACUCUUCAACAGUGUCCUGCAGUUCCUGGCCUCGGUGGUAUCCUCUGAGCAGCUAUGUGACCUGUCCUGGCCUAUCACCGAGUUUGUUGAAGUGGGGGGCAGUCAGCUACUUCCUCACCUGCACUGGAAUUCCCCAGAACACCUGGCCUGGUUGAAGCAGGCUGUGCUUGGGUUCCAGCUUCCACAGAUGGACCUUCCACCCCCUGGGGCACCCUGGCUCCCCGUGUGCUCCAUGGUUGUCCAGUACACCUCUCAAAUCCCCAGCUCACGCCAGACACAGCCCAUCCUGCAGUCCCAGGUGGAGAAUCUGCUCUGCAGAACGUACCGCAGGUGGAAGAGCAAGGGCUCCUUCCUGGGCCAGGGGACAGGGCCCUCGGUUGCUGAGAUUCCAUGGGAUGACAUCAUUGCCUUGUGUAUCAACCACAAACUGAGGGACUGGACGCCCCCCAGGCUCCCUGUCACAACAGGUGCACAGAGUGAAGAUGGUCAGAUAUGUGUGUAUUUUUUUAAAAACCACUUGAAGAAAUACCAAGUUCCUUUGUCAUGGGAACGAGCCAGAGUACGGACACAGAAGGAGCUACAGCUAAGUCCGGGAUGUUUGAGGAUAAAGACUUUUCAUCCUGCUGCAAGCAAUUUUUCCAUUCCGUUACUUCACAUGCAUUGUAAAGGGAAGAGGAAUGCAGAGUGCUGCCAACUGAGGCGAAGUGUCAGUGCCGAAGAUCUGGUGCGAGGAGCUUCUGCUGAGGAGCUCUUGGCAGAGUGUCUGUCUAGCAGCCUGCUACAAGAGAAAGAGGACAGUAAGAGAUUUGAAGAUCAGCUGCAGCAGUGGUUGUCUCAAGACUCCAGAGCAUUCACAGAUUCAAUUUCCCUUCCGAUCUACCUUCCUCAGACACUAGUUUCUCUUCCUCAAACUGUUGAAUCUAUUGUGACAACAUCUACAGCCACUAGCCCACAGAAUGCAAGAACAAGGGAACAACUGCAGCUGUCAGAAGCAACAGAUAUGUCUCUGACAGAACGCUUAACGCAUCUGGAACAGCUGAUCCAGAGUUCAAAGGAAAAGGAAGUUGCCUCCGAGUUCCACCUGUCUGCGUUGCUGGACAUGGUGGAUAUUUAAACAGUCUGAAGUGAGGGGAGGUCUUGUCUUCAGAAGAAUUUCUGCUUUUAAAUUAUGUUAUUUUCAGAUGUUUGAUGCACAAUUAUUAAUCAUGCUGGUAAACUAUUUGAAUCUUAUAAUAAUAUCCCUGUUUUCAGAAUGAAAAGCUGUUUUCCAUUGUGCCAUCUUUGAUAUUAUGUUUCAUGAUCUCCUCAGACUGUCACCCACCAGCACAUGCUCUGAGGGAGUCUACAGCUUACAUUUCCAUGUGUAAUAAGUGAUGAAUUCUCUCAGCA